UCACCAUCCUGAGUAAAACCAGUGUUGUGGACUCUUUUGCGGUUGUAAUCCCCUAUCACGAGACACUUCAAUUCAUCACCAUCUUAAGUCACCCACGAAGGUUGUCCAAGUCCCCUUUGUUAAGAGUGGAGAGGUACCUGUCACACAUUGUCAACUCCUUGCCGACAGCUCUUCAUGCCGCAAACACCUUUUUGUUCGUCAUACCAAAAUCUUUGUGGAGCUAGCUCUCUAGAAUUAAGAGCCCAGUCCAAAGUGAAGACUUGUUUUCCGUUGAGUAUCCGCCAGCAAAUUGCUUGUGCCGCGUGAGAAAAAAAAUCACACCAUCGUUGCGUCAACUGCGGUGAGAAACAAUAGGCCUACAUGGAAUCCCAUUUGAUGAAGAUCUCACGGUAUCUUGCAUGCUGUUUCCAGGACUGACAUUGUCAGAGAAAUUACAAAGUAACUUGACAACGAACAAAACUUUAAAAUCGUUUGGCUACGAGUGGAGGAAAAACCUGAAGUGGACUACAAGUACUUGCCGUCAUGAAUUCGGGAUUAAUUCGACUUUUAUUUCUUUACGAUGUGUCGUUCCAUUCAAGUCAAGAUGGACUUCGUCCUGAGAUAGCUGUUUUUACGGCCAGACACUUUGGUCGUGUACACAAAGGACGCGGACGUCGUUUAUGAUAGAUUACACUAGGCGCACAGAACCCCCAAACGAUGAAAUUUGUUUCUGCAAAUCGCGUCCAACCUCCCGCAUUCGCACUGACCCUGUAACUUCAUGCAUGUAAAAGUAUGGGAGAAAUGAUAAAACACUAACAACCAUGGCAACUCAGCUGGAGAUGAGAGAAACAGACAGUAGCUAUGUUGGCACCUCAAUCUGCAGGAACGGACGUACUUUCGUGCACCGGGUGCCGUCCUCUACAAGUACAACGACCGGUCACCAGGACCAAAUUCUCGGUAGCCAAUCCAGUGAUUCACGCCGUCACUCUAAUCUGACCGGCAGGAUGACAUCCUACGGUGAGCGAGAUCAUGGAGACACGGGAGCUUUCCUGCAGCAGUUCACCAACAGCGUCAGCCGGGCCUUGCACAAGCAGACCUGCACCUGCAACGGCCGCACCUACACGGCAGACGAACUCAGGCUCAAGAGCAACCCAGCCAUCUUCGCGCCAAAUUUCCUGGAAGUUUUUCGUCGCGGCAACGAUUCUUUGCCACUCAUUCCCGGUGAUACCACCAGGGGCGCCACGACUGGACAAAAAUCACCCCGCGUUGUUGAGGCAGGUUUGAAGAGUUAUACCAAGCCCAAGGCGAAAUCUGAGUACGAGUUUGAGCCGCUACAACGGAGGGGGAAUCCCCCCAGGAAAGUGAAGAUGCUCGGCAAGGCCUCCCCCACUAAGAGACAGAGGAAGGAAGUGAACCUGCCCGAGAAACUGGACGUUGUUGACAAGAGCGGUCAAAACUGGCAGAUCGUUCAGGACCUCCUCAGUAAACAGCACAAAAGGACAUCAGAACGCCUCAGACCAUUAGAUAGUUCUCAAGUCACUACAGAGUCCCUCACACCACCAAAUAGCUCCCGCAUCGGGCGACAUCAGGGUGAUAUCUUGUCAAAACACGCCCCAGAUGGUAUUCCGAAUCAACCAUAUUGCCGGAGAGAGGCGGACAUGGAUCCAGAACGCUCCGCUUUGGAGUUAGAGGAACCCAAAAUGGCACAUUAUCAGGCACCAACGCGCAAGGUUUUGGAAUUCACCGAAUCUCCGCGAUCCAACCCCUCCUCAGUGCCACGAUACAUGCCCGACCAGACCAAUCACAAACCAAUGUCGAUGCCGGAUAUUCGAAAGGGCAACAUCACGUACAAAGAUUACCGAGGAAUGCUUGCCUCUCUCACAAGAGACGGCGAUGUCUACACGGAAAUCUCAAUCGGUGAUCCUAUUGGACUAAACCAACCCUCGAGGGAGACAGGUAGUUUGACUCUGCCAAGUUUAAACACCGUGAACAAUUCAAACACUACCACUCGCCUCAAUAAAUCUAAACUGCCUCUGGAGCUGGAAAGCCUCUACACAAGAGGUGGCUUGAAGAUCUCCACGCUCCGAAUCGACUCGGAAGGAACUCUGCCAGGGGAUUUCUUGAAUCGAAACAAGGAAGAGUUGCGCCAGAUGUACCCAAUGUACGACUGGCGCGUUGCCAACGGCGCCCGCGAACUCGGAGACAGAAAAGGUAGAAAUCCUCCAACGAUCGGGACCAAGGAAACAUCAACAGUGCCCUCCAUGUUACAGCUCCCUGACAAGUUCUCUAGCGUUCAGCACAACUCUCCGAGGGAAAAAUCGAGGUUUAUCGGUAAGAGACAAAACAAGAAGGCGGUCAGGAGUGAGAAAAAUAGAGCGAGUGAACGAUUGGAUGCGGUGAAGGAAGAUUUGGACAAAACUGGAGACGUGGCCGCGGUCUUGGAACAAAUCAGCGCGGGCCAGUUACCCGGAGAAAUACGUCCAGCUUCAGGACUGUUUCCAAGACAACCGCCGCCGACACCGAUGGACGGUCGAAGAAAAAGGGUCGCGGACACCCAACCCUAAUGAUAAAAAAACCCCAAUAUGACUGAAAAUGCCGAGUUUGAUAUCGAUAUUGAAGGCUGAUCUUGGUUGGGUCAAGCCGUGCCGAGCUUGUGAUGGGACCGAUUGGGCCGAAACAGGCUGAGAGCAUGAAUCUUAAAAUGGGGGUUCUGCUGAAGUUUACGUAUUCAAUAUUUUCAUCCAUCAUCCGUCCACCAGCUCCAAUACAACAAUCAUAUCACAGGUUUAAAACAAAUUGAAAACACAUAAAGUUAGCUUUUGAAAGAAAAAAACACCGGAGGAAAAGUAAUAUAUUUGUUCGUACUCGCUGCCAAUAUCACGGAUAAUGUGUCACAAUGGGUACUACACAAUCGGAUUUAAGGCAUUCGGGAAUCAAUAUACCGGUAGUCAGGUUGUUAGGUUCGAUUGAAAAUAUCGCCGGUAGAAAAUGUUUUGGGGGGAGCUGGGGACGACCGAUGGUCGAUUUAUUAUUUUCAAACAGCCUGGGCCAAACUCUGAUGUGCUCUCUGUCAAAAACAGACUCUUUAACGUUUGUUUUAGUUACCCCCUUUACAAUCACAUUUAUAUUUUUGAGACAUCGGUAAAAGAGGGAUGCAUUCCUUGAACCGAUACACCUCUACAAAUUAUUCCAAACCGUCGUUACAUGCAAUUAUUUUACAGUAUAUU
This is a messenger RNA of Patiria miniata (bat star), 3206 nucleotides long. RefSeq lists its product as uncharacterized. The transcript has 2 exons. The record is from RefSeq and is a predicted model, not a curated record. Lineage: Eukaryota; Metazoa; Echinodermata; Asteroidea; Valvatida; Asterinidae. Bases 801 to 2543 code for a protein of 580 amino acids.